Molecule: messenger RNA, 2052 nt
Organism: Cololabis saira (Pacific saury)
Lineage: Eukaryota; Metazoa; Chordata; Actinopteri; Beloniformes; Belonidae
Gene: foxn1
Product: forkhead box N1
Exons: 9
Coding region: 9-1721 (570 amino acids)
Biological process (GO): regulation of transcription by RNA polymerase II
Molecular function (GO): DNA-binding transcription factor activity, RNA polymerase II-specific; transcription cis-regulatory region binding
Source: RefSeq, a predicted model, not a curated record
CAAAUCUGAUGAGAUCAAAAAAUAGCAUAUUUUGGCACAGAAUGUCAUACUCGCCGAAGGUUUCCCCCAGCAGCAGCAGCAGCAGCAGCAGCAGCAGCAGCAGCAGCAGCAGCAGCAGCAGCAGCAGCAGCAGCAGCAGCAGCAGCAGUCAGUCUCAAACAUCCGCCCCUCAGACUAAAGCGGGCAGGGAUGUCUGCUUCCCUCAGAGAGAGCGCAACAGCUUCAGCUUGAGGACUGCAGCUCUGAACAGGAGACACAGCGCUGAUGGGAUCACUGAACGAGUCCCUGUCAACCGUUUCCACCCAUACCAUCGACAGUUCAGCGAUGGAGUCAGGGAGAACGCGAGCUGUUUCCAGCACUGCUCCUCUUCCUUCAUCAGUCUGCAGGAAGUGUGCAGCCCUGAUGCUUAUCCACACCGCAGCGACAUGCCAGCGACCUGGGACCAGUACAAUGACAGCAUUCAGAGUUCAUACUCAGAGCUACCAGCUGCUUCACUGGAAUCCCCCAACUUUUUAUCUCAAAGGUAUCCGUCCUACAGCUCACUGAGCCCUCAACAGCAGGUUUCAACUAAACUGUAUCCUAGUGAUGACCCGCCAAACGGCACUAAAUAUUCUCCCCAAAGCCGCUCGUCUCAAUCACACCAGGAGAGUGCCACCCAUUCACUCUUCCCCAAACCCAUUUACUCAUACAGCAUCUUGAUAUUUAUGGCUCUGAAGAACAGUAAAACAGGAAGUCUGCCAGUCAGCGAGAUCUACAGCUUCAUGACUGAACACUUCCCAUAUUUCAGGACAGCUCCUGAUGGAUGGAAGAACUCUGUGCGGCACAAUCUCUCUUUGAAUAAAUGCUUUGAGAAGGUGGAAAACAAAAAUGGGAACACUUCUCGUAAAGGAUGCCUUUGGGCUCUUAAUCCAGCCAAAGUAGAGAAGAUGCAGGAGGAGCUGCACAAGUGGCGCCGCAAGGACCCACUGACUGUUCGUAGGAGCAUGGCCAGGCCAGAAGAUCUUGAUCGUCUGCUUGGAGAGAAACUGGACAAGUUCAGGUCUCCGCCACCUUACACAAACACAACUUCAUUUUCAAGAGUGUGCUCCAUCUACAACACCACCUCAUCGUCUAACGCUCCUGCUCAGCUUCAACCAGCAAGCCAUCCCAUCCAGCCUUCACAGUAUGCCCAUAUUCAACCACAGCAACCCUGCAACUUUCCCCUCACUGCUACUCACCCCAGCAACUUAUUUGCUCUAUACUCACCCUGUGGACAACUGCCCGCAGCUGUCACAUCACCUGUUGCUGGGAACAUGCCACCUGUUUACAGUGCUGCCUUGCAGGCUGAGCACAGUGCAGGUCUAAGAAGCAUGCAGGACAUGCUGUUGGAAGGAGACGUCAGUUAUGACAUUGACACCCUCAACCCUAGUCUUACUGACCUGCAGCUGCAAGGUAAUUUGUGGGAGGAGUUAAGGGAAGACAGCUUGGUGUCAGAACCACAAGUCUCCACCACAACCGCCACAUCUGCCUUUGACCACCACGUCCACACCAGCUGCCUGCAAGUCCCACCUCCUUUAGAUCACGCAUCAUCAGGGACUACUGGCAGACACUGUAAAGCAGUGUAUGAGAUGGACGACACGGACAGAAGCUGUUGGAACGGCCUGCAUCCUGUUGGUUAUUCGGGAGUGGAGAAUUUGUCGGGGUAUCUGACCUCCUGCACCACAUCCAUUUCUUUAAUGUAAACCUUUGGCCUCUCCAGAUUCAUUAAAAAUUAAUGAAUUACUAUCUGUGAACUCAGUUGGAGAAUAUUGUUACACGCAGCUUCAUGUCACAGUGUUUCCUUGGAGAUACAGCUCUUAGUUCAGGCUCUGGACUACUGUAAUUUUGUUGUUGGUCGGCCUGUGCGUGCUCAGUUAAAAUGAAGAGAAUGCAGAACAGAAUGAAGAACAGAAUGCAGCAGCACGUCCUACCUUCACUCCUUCAUCCAGAUCUACACUCCCUCUCGACAGCUCCGCUCAGCCAGUGAAAGACGCCUGGUGCUUCCACCACAACGUGGUGUGAAAUCAGUAGCCA